Molecule: messenger RNA, 820 nt
Organism: Arachis duranensis
Lineage: Eukaryota; Viridiplantae; Streptophyta; Magnoliopsida; Fabales; Fabaceae
Exons: 3
Coding region: 419-820 (133 amino acids)
Source: RefSeq, a predicted model, not a curated record
AAAUCCCAAUUUGGAGCAUCACCGACUCGCCGUGACUUCGUGAUGUUUGCCGCUGGUGUUAUCGACUUGGACUGGUGGUGAUUGGACUGCGUGGGACCGUGAGCAUCACUUUGCGAUUGCAACACAUUGAGACUCUCUGGCUUAGUGGCUCUACCUUUCUAUCUCUGGCUUUGGAAUCUGGAUUGAAAUCUGGAUCGCUGGUCACUGCUCUUCCCCUUCCCUUUGCUGCUAGUUCAUCAGAAAUGGCGUCGACUCAAGCUAAUGCAAGUGAAAAUCCGACUAACAUUCCAGCUUCUCAAUCAGGAAGUACAGCUGGAAUCGCUAGUAAAAGAAAAGUUUCUAAAAAUGCUAUUGGAAGUAGAACUGAUGUAGGAUGAGAGCACGGGAUAUCUGUUGGAGAAGAUGAAAAGAAGAUACAAUGUUCACAAAAAGGAGAAAUCGUUUAAAAGCUAAAACCAUGAAUGAUGUUGUGUUUGUGAUGACAAACUCAAGAUUAGCAAAGAAAAAACAAACUAGAAGAAGUCUUGAUUAUGACUAUAGUCUUGAUGAGUUGGACUCUGAUGAAGAUUGGAUUGUUGCUGACGAAGAUGGAGAAGAAGAAGAUUUAGAUGCUCUAAUUCCAGAUACUAAUUUAAAUGAUGAAGAAAGUGGUAAUAGAGUUGUUGGUGCAUCUAAGGAUCCUUUGACAAUUCCUUAUCUUGAUGAUGAUGAGUUUGAAGAACUUCUUCAAGGACCUCUUCCUCCUGCUCCUGAUAAUGAUGAAUAUGAUAAUGUAGAAAUUUGUGAAACUCGUGAAGAUUUUAUGACUGAUGAAGAAUAG